AUGAAAGAAAGUUCAGUUGGAUCUGAGAGCAAUAAUAAGCCUUGGGAUCAUGCUUGGGAUACCGAAGAAAUACGAAACAACAGAAGAAAUUGGAGUCUUGCUGGUGAUUCUGGUCUAUUAAAACAUUUGCAAGAGUUUUCAGAGAAUUUAACAAAAAAAGCGAAUGAAACACAGGAUGUUAUUAAUUCUAUGGCAUCACAAAUAAAUGAAACAACAAUACUUGUUGACAAUAUAAUGAAUACUUCGUUAGCUUUAGCGAAUACUCAAUUUAUAGAGAGUCGAGUUCAAGAAGAUAAUAUUGAAAUAGAACAGCCAACAGAAGAUGUUACAAAACAGAGUGAAGAUGAUUGUGAAUUCAGUGCUACAGACUUAUUAUUUAGUGUUUGCGAAAGCAUUAAACAAGGUCUCAGUAUUAUGGAUGAAAAAUAUGAAAAAGUUGAAGUUACAGCGAGUGAUACUGAAGAUGAUGAUGAUAAUGCUAUUGCAAGUGUAAUAUUGAGGCCAAAAGAUCCAUAUCGAGACAGGCCUUUACCGUAUGUCUUUGGUUCAGAGCAGUGGAAUGCUUCCAAUAAAGUUGGUUUAGAGUCAAGUAGCAGUGAAUCAGAACUAAGUGAUGACAAUGAAGAUUCAAUAAGUGAUAUUGAAGAGAAAAAUGUAGAAAAUAUUUUAAGUUCUAAUAAUCAUAGUAAUUCAGGAAUCAAUCGAUUAUCCUCUACAUCAAGUGAAUCCAAUGAAUUUAAUAUUGAGGAGAAUAAUAUUAGUAAUAAAGAUAAUGAUAAUCAAUUUCAUGCUAGAAGGCAAGAAACUCUUAAUUCGGAUACAGAACCAACAACUCCUUCAAGUGUUUUACCAAGGAUACAAAAUAUUAAUAAUGCACCACCAAGUUUUGCCGAAGAACUAGCUAAAAGAUUAGGUAAUGUCUUACCUUCCCAGAAAAAUGCAAUAGUUCAGGAUAUAAAUGAACAAGUAAUAAAUUGCUCAAAAGAUGAUAUUUUCACUUCAGUAAAUGAUGCAGAUGUAUUUAAUAAUAAGUCUGAUAAUUUAUUCAGUGAAGGAAAAAAUUUAUUUGUUGAUGAAGUACCUUCUUCUAUUAAGAAUCUGCCUGUAAGGGCUAUAAAUAAAAAUAUUAUUCCUCCAAGUAUAGAUGUACCUCCACCACUCAGUAUAAUUUCAUCAGCUCCGAAAUCAACAAUUGAUGAUUUAUUUGGCGAUGUAGAAGAUUCUGAUGAUUCAGAUGAUAUAUUUUCUAAAAAAGUUUCAAAAGAUAUUUAUUCUUGUGAUAACGAAAUAAUAAGAUCUGAAGUAAUUAGUAAACAAAAAAAUUUAAAUACGGAGAAUACACAAAAUAUCAGCAAUAUAACUACAAGCACUUCUGAAAUAAAUGAUAAAGUAAAAGAUUUAUUUGAAGAACAAAAACAAGAUGAUAUUUUCAAGAUUGAUACAAAGAAAAUUCAAUCUCCAAAUAUCGCUUCAAUAGAUCCUAUAAAAAAACCAAUUGGUGGAGUAUCUAUACUGGGUAAGAUCGAUAUCCAUUCAUCUAACAAAUUUUUGCGUCGACCCUCUUCUACCUCAUCUUCCGAAAGUGAUUUUAUUGAUCAUCCAAUAAAUUCAAACAGUGCCGAAGUAGCUAUUUCGAAAAAUAAUAAUAAUACAGAUGGAAUCAACGUAUUCCCAUCUUUUCAAGCUGGAAAAAAUAUUGGCAAUUCCAGAAAUACGUUCAGUGAGAAUAAUACAAGCAGUACUAGUAGUAUACCAACACAUCAAACAAGCAUUGUUAAUACGGCUGGAUCAAGCACAGGCUACUGA
This is a messenger RNA of Ceratosolen solmsi marchali, 1806 nucleotides long. Its product is annotated as WASH complex subunit FAM21-like. The transcript is spliced from 10 exons. Bases 1 to 1806 code for a protein of 601 amino acids. The record is from RefSeq and is a predicted model, not a curated record. Lineage: Eukaryota; Metazoa; Arthropoda; Insecta; Hymenoptera; Agaonidae.